Prunus avium (sweet cherry) is the source of this 3187-nucleotide messenger RNA. The record is from RefSeq and is a predicted model, not a curated record. NCBI's taxonomy places the organism in Eukaryota, Viridiplantae, Streptophyta, Magnoliopsida, Rosales, Rosaceae.
CAAUAACCAUGACAUCUUUAACUUCUGCUAAACUACGCUUCCUGCCUUAUUGCCUCGUCAUCUUCUUGUAUGUUUCAUCACCAAAUUGGGUUGCUUUUCCUGCUGCUACUUCUACUUCUGAUACUGAAGCAAAGGCUCUUAUCAAAUGGAAAGCCAGCUUAUUUCUAAAUCAAGCCCUCAAUAACCUCACCUGGUACGACCCUCCCACUCAUCAUAUUAAUGCCACCAAUUCUUCCAGCAGCAAUCCAAAACCAAAAACAAGCCCAUGCACUUGGACUGGUGUUUCAUGCAACUCAGCUGGAAGUGUCAGCAAGCUAAACCUUUCCACUUGCGGUAUUCAAGGUACGCUACAUGAGUUUUCAUUCUUGUCCUUCCCUAAUCUUGAAUAUCUUAACCUCAGCUUGAACAAACUCUUUGAUGCCAUCCCACCUCAAAUAAGUAACCUCUCCAAACUCCACCAUCUUGAUCUCUCCGAAAAUCAAUUCUCUAGGAGAAUCCCACCAGAAAUCGGUCUCCUAAGAAAUCUUACCUAUCUCUAUCUCUAUAAUAAUAAACUUUCUGGUUUGAUUCCCAAGGAGAUAGGGAACUUGAAAUCUCUUGUAGAUCUAGAGUUGGCUUACAACAAUUUAACUAGUCUCAUCCCUCCAAAUAUUGGUAACUUAGUAAAGCUAAAUACUUUGUACUUGCAUUCCAAUCAACUUUCUGGUUUGAUUCCCAAGGAGAUAGGGAACUUGAAAUCUCUUGUAGAUCUACAGUUGUCCUACAACAAUUUAAGUGGUCUCAUCCCUCCAAAUAUUGGUAACUUAAUAAACCUAGACAUUUUGUACUUGAAUAACAAUCAACUUUCUGGUUUGAUUCCCAAGGAGAUAGGGAACUUGAAAUCUCUUGUAGAUCUAGAGUUGUCCUACAACAAUUUAAGUGGUCUCAUCCCUGCAAAUAUUGGUAACUUAAUAAACCUAACCACUUUGUACUUGCAUUCCAAUCAACUUUCUGGUUUGAUUCCCAAGGAGAUAGGGAACUUGAAAUCUCUUGUAGAUCUAGAGUUGUGCGAAAACAAUUUAAGUGGUCUCAUCCCUCCAAAUAUUGGUAACUUAAUAAACCUAAGAUUUUUGUCCUUGCAUUCCAAUCAUCUUUCUGGUUUGAUUCCUAAGGAGAUAGGAAACUUGAAAUCUCUUGUAGUUCUAGGGUUGGCCAACAACAAUUUAAGUGGUUUCAUCCCUCCAAAUAUUGGUAACUUAAUAAAGCUAAACCUUUUGUACUUGAGUUCCAAUCAACUUUCUGGUUUGAUUCCCAAGGAGAUAGGGAACUUGAAAUCUCUUCAAGAUCUAAGGUUGCAGCACAACAAUUUAAGUGGUCUCAUCCCACCUGAGAUUGGCUAUGCAACCCAAAUUCAUUUGUUGGACCUUUCUUCAAAUCAUUUAGUUGGGUUGAUCCCAAAAGAAUUCGGGAAGUUGUCUUCGUUGGUGAAGUUGAAGUUGAAUGGAAAUCAACUUUCGGGUGAUAUACCGUCGGAAUUCAGAUCAUUGAAUGAUCUUGAAUAUCUUGACUUGUCAACAAAUAAAUUCAGUGACUCAAUUCCGAGCAUUCUAGGUGACUUGCUCAAAUUAUUUCAUCUGAAUUUGAGCAACAACAAGUUAUCUCAAGCAAUUCCAUUUGAGUUGGGGAAGUUAGUUCAAUUGAAUGACUUGGAUUUAAGUCAUAACUCACUUGAAGGUAGCAUACCACCAGCAAUGAGCAAUAUGAAGAGUUUGGUGACACUCAAUCUUUCCCACAACAAUCUUUCGGGUUCCAUACCAUCAAGUUUCGAAGACCUGGGCGGCUUGUCGUACGUUGACAUAUCCUACAAUCACUUGGAAGGUCCCCUUCCCAACAUCAGUGCAUUUCGAGAAGCUCCGCUAGAAAGAUUGAAAGAGAACAAAGGAUUGUGUAGCAAAGUUGGAGCUCUACUGCCACCCUGCAAUGCACAUGGCUCAAAAAAGGACCACAAGGUCAUAUUCUCUCUCCUAGCAGUAUUUGUACUUCUAUCUACUCUAUUUACAAUUGUCUUUAUAAUAGUGCAAAGAAAGAAGAAUACUAAACAAACCCACAUGCAUGGAGAAAUUUCCUUUUCGGUUUUAAAUUUUGAUGGAAAAUCAAUGUAUGAGGAAAUCAUAAGGGCAACAGAAGAUUUUGAUUCCACAUAUUGCAUUGGGAAGGGAGGACAUGGAAGCGUCUAUAGAGUGAAUUUGUCAUCUGGAGACGUAGUGGCCGUGAAGAAACUCCAUCUGCAAUGGGAUGGCGAGACAGAAUUUCAGAAAGAGUUCUUGAAUGAAGUAAGGGCACUCAGUGAGAUAAGACAUCGGAAUAUUGUGAAGCUCUAUGGUUUCUGCGCACAUAAACGACACUCGUUUUUGGUGUAUGAGUAUCUUGAAAGAGGUAGCUUGGCCGCAAUGUUGAGCAAAGAUGAAGAAGCUAAAGAGUUGGGGUGGAGUAAAAGGGUGAAUAUUGUUAAAGGCUUAGCUCAUGCCUUGUCUUACAUGCACCACGAUUGCUUGCCACCAAUUGUACAUCGUGACAUCUCAAGCAAGAACAUUUUGUUGGAUUCUGAAUAUAAGGCAUGUGUUUCAGACUUUGGCACUGCUAAGUUUUUAAAUCCAGACUCAACUAAUUGGACUGCCGCUGCAGGCACAUAUGGCUACAUGGCACCAGAGCUUGCUUACACAAUGGAAGUGAAUGAGAACUGCGAUGUUUAUAGCUUUGGUGUGGUCACAUUGGAAAUAAUUAUGGGAAAGCAUCCUGGAGAUCUUUUCUCAUCUUUCUCAUCAGUCUCUUCAUCCUUCUCCUCCUCAUCGUCAUCUACAUUACCAGCCCAUCAAAUACCAAUUGUGGAUGUUUUGGACCAACGCAUCUCCCCUCCUACGCAUCAAGUUGCAGGCGAAGUGAUCUCUCUUGUGAAGAUAGCAUUUUCAUGCUUGGAUUCCAACCCGAAAUCUCGUCCAACAAUGAAACAAGUUUCUCAUCUCCUCUCAACUCAGAUACUGCAUUUGUCGAAGCCGAUACAUAUUAUGACAUGUGGUGAAUUGCUUGCUCUUGAUCCUUUGGCUACCUGAUUAGAACGUGAUUCUUUGCUACACACAUUUCAUUUUCUCUGUCUUCUUUUCAGAAGAAAGAUUCUCCAUAGAUAGAUGUUUCCUUCUUGUAAUUUAUU